Messenger RNA from Vigna radiata var. radiata (mung bean), 540 nucleotides. RefSeq lists its product as uncharacterized. The transcript is spliced from 2 exons. Gene Ontology annotation, molecular function: aspartic-type endopeptidase activity. The record is from RefSeq and is a predicted model, not a curated record. Lineage: Eukaryota; Viridiplantae; Streptophyta; Magnoliopsida; Fabales; Fabaceae. Gene Ontology annotation, biological process: proteolysis. The coding region runs from base 1 to 540 and encodes 179 amino acids.
AUGGUGUUGUCAACAAUCUCAACAGGUUGCAGUAACUCUUUGAAGAAAAAACACCCUCAUAAAAUGAAGGAUCCAGGAAGUUUUACAAUUCCUUGCUCCAUUAGGAGUGUGAAGAUAGGAAAAGCUUUACUUGAUUUAGGGCCAAGUAUUAACUUGAUGCCCUUAUCUAUGCUGAAGAAGAUUGAUGGUCUUGCAUUGAAGCUAACAAAGAUUUCCUUUAUCAUGGCAGAUGGAUCAUCAAAGAAACCCUAUGGUGUGGUGGAGGAUGUUGUGAUUCGCAUUGAAAGGCUUGAAUUCCUAGUUGACUUUGUGGUUAUAGAGAUGAAGGAGGAUGAUAAGAUCCUGGUUAUUCUUGGAAGGUCGUUUAUGAAGAUGGCCAGAGUAAUUAUUAAUGUUUAUGAUGGGGUAAUUAUGCUUAAAGACCGAGAAGAAAAGGUAAAGGAAGAAGAGAAAGUUGACAAAGGAGGGACAAUUCACUUUGACUUGAAGGAUGCAACAUUCAAGCCUGGUACUCCUGUGAGAUACAAGAAGAAGUUGUAG